Rotaria sp. Silwood1 is the source of this 2634-nucleotide messenger RNA. Lineage: Eukaryota; Metazoa; Rotifera; Eurotatoria; Philodinida; Philodinidae. The record is from the annotation of a GenBank genome assembly.
AAAAAAAAAAAAGAUAAUUUUUAUUUAGCUGAUAUUUAUGAAGCUAUUUAUCCAUAUGAAGCAACUGAUCAAGGUGAUUUAUCAUUUAAUGCUCGCGAUCGUAUUAUUGUAUUAAAACGUGAAGGUGAUUGGUGGACAGGAAAAAUUGGUGAUCGUAUAGGAACAUUUCCAAAUAAUUAUGUUCAAAAAGUUGAAACUCCAUUACUUGAGACAGCUAUUGCAAUAGCACCUUUUCAAACAAAAGAUGAAGGUCGUUUAUCCUUUGAUGUAGGUCAAUUAAUUUAUAUAAGAAAAAAAGGUGAUAAAGGAUGGUAUCAAGGAGAAAUUCGACUUUCUGAUCAACCAAUACAUGUUGGUUGGUUUCCGGCAAAUUGCGUACAAAUACAAACACUUUCUACACCUGCACCUGCACCAUCAACGGCUUUGUAUCAAAAUGCAUCAGGUAUUAAAUGGAAAACAACAUUAUAAUUACCUCGAUAUAUUGCUCUUUUUGCAUAUGAUGCUCAACAAGAUGAUGAAUUAAGUUUUCCAGCUGAUGCAAUUUUAGAAAUAUUAGAGCAAGCAGAUCAUAAUGGUUGGUUUAAAGCUCGAUAUGGUAAUAAAAUUGGUUUGAUUCCAUCAACGUAUGUAAAACCAAUCGAUGAACAUACAACAUCUUCAUCUACACAAAUUCGUCUUCUUCCAUCUAUUCCUACUACAGUUAAUUCAUCUCAACAGCUAAUUAUUAAAGAUUCGAUAACAAAAACAAAGUCAAAUGAUGAUGAUACAUCAUCAUCAUCAUCACCUUUUAUUGAUAGUAGAUCAUCACAAAAUUUACCAACUAAUCCAUUAAGAAUAUCUGCUAUUCGAGAAUUAAUCGAAACAGAACAACGUUAUGUUGAUGAUUUAUUAAUGGUUACUAAUCAAUUUAUUAAACCAUUACAUGAUGCACGAAUUUUAAAUGAUUAUGAAAUCGAACAACUAUUUAUUAAUUGGUAUAGUUUAAUUAAUCUAAAUAGUAAUCUUCUAAAAGCAUUACACGAACAAGUAGAUUAUAAAGAAGAUAUUUCUUCAACAGAAAAUGAUGUGAUUAUGCGAGGACCCCGAUCAGUAUCUAUGUCAAACAUUGCAUUAGCUGCUCAGUUAUCUUCAAAAAGUAUUAUCGAUAAUCGUCAUCGUUCAUUUACUCCUGAUGUUUCUCAGUCUCCAUCUAUUCGUCGAUUAAAACAACGUAGUGGAAUUCAUCGUCGUUCACCAUCAACUAGUAAUAUAGUAGUUAAACCAAAUACUGAACAUAUGAAUGAUAAUAUUGUUCCUCCAUCUCCUCUAUUAUCACCAGGAUCAAUGACAAUAACAGAAUCAACAAAAAUAGGUGAAAUACUUUGUUCUCAUUUACCAAAUAUGGCAAAUGAUUAUUUUCAAUAUUGUAAUUCUCGUUCUCAAGCAAAUAAAUCUUUACAAUUAAAAAUUGAUUCCAAUGAACAUAUUCGUUCAUAUAUAAAAAUUUUUCAAGAUAAAACCGGUGGUUUAUCAUUACAUGGUUUUUUAACAAAACCAAUUCAACGUGUUACACGUUAUCCAUUAUUAAUUGAAAAAAUUCUUAAACAUACAUUAAUAAAUCAUUCAGAUUAUGAAUCAUUAAAACAAGCACUUGAUUGUGCACGUCAAUUAAAUGAAAGAAUUAAUAAACAAAUAAGUGAACAAGAAAGUAGUUCACGUUUAGAAUGGUUACAACAACAUUUAAUACUUGGUAGUGAUGAAAAUUCUUCUGAUGGAUAUUUAUUAGAUGAAUUAAUAAAAUUCAAUUCAUUAAAUAAAUAUAAUCUACAAAGAAAAUUACUAUUACAUGGUUUAAUAAUGAAGGUACCUAGUGGAAAAGAAUUAUUAGCAUUUUUAUUUAAUGAUUUUCUUCUAUUUUCAACUAUAAAAUCAUCAUCAACUAAUUGGCAAACACAAUUAUUUGAACAAAAAUCAACUUUACAAUUAAAACUUUAUCGUUUGCCAUUAUUUUUAACUGAUAUUAUCAUUGCUAAUGAAUCACUUAAUGAUCAAUUAACGUUUUCUAUUACAUCGAAAAUUCAUGAGAAACCAUUAGUAUUAAAAACACAACAGACGAAUGUUCGUACUCUAUGGGUAAGAUCAAUCAAUAACGCUGUUGAAGAAUGUCAAGCAGCAGAAAAAUCAAUUCUAGCUGAUAAAGCAAUGUUUACAAUUACAGACAAUAAACGUAAUUUAAAAGCAGCCGCUGCACGUCUUCUUCUUGUUGUACAAGAAGCUCAAGAUUUAAUGCCAUCAAGUACAACACUUGAACGACAUCGUUCUGUUGAUCCCUAUUGUGAAAUAACUGUCUGUUCAUUAACAUUAAAAACACCAUUUAUUAAACGAACAGUUAAUCCAAAAUGGAAUGCACCUAUGCAAUUUCUUUUAUAUAAUCUUAACGAAGAUAUUAUUUAUAUCAAUAUAUUUGAUAAUGAAUAUUUUUCACCCAAUGAAAGUCUCGGUUAUACAUCUGUACAUCUUAUUGAUAUCCUUCCGUGUCCACUUGAUACAUUCCUAACUAAACCUUCACUUCCAUUUACUCAAAAAGUUUAUCUUAACAAUGGAUCAUCAGUUAUUAUUAAAUGUGUUGUUCAAAUUUUAACAACAUCAAAUUAG